CUUUUCUUUAUAUAAAUUUCAGUUUCUCACUUGGAGCUGGAGUCUCUUACCACGCUUGUUUGGCACGUUAAAACAAAGCAAUUGAAUUUCACCUCUUUCGACAUUUUCCGAGUUGACUCAGAUCCUAAGAUAAAGGGAGCAAUUUGUUUCCAUUUCCCAGUCAAUCCUAUACUCCUUAGGCUGCAGUAAGCUUCUGCUAAUAAGGAGGAGUUAUUAUUGGGUUUUGAGAAACAUGUUGAAACAAGCAAUUAGCAGAAUUUGCAGAACCAGUUUUUAUGCUUGGGAAGGAAACACAGUUUUGCCAUGCAUUUAUGUGCCUUCAUGUUUUUUACACAAUGGACAAGCGCAUAUGGCACCUAGAAGCUUUUUUGGGGUAGAGGAUUUCCUUGAUGAUGACAAUAGCCGACCUUACACAUAUCAAAAAGGGAAGAAGUCAAAGAAUCCAAAUAAGCAUGUAUCAUUCAAACAAAGAACAAUUGCUUACAUGGAGCCUUUUACACUUGAUGUUUUUAUCUCAAAACGUUUUGUAUCAGCUUCACUCACUCAUAGGGUGACAAGCAAACAGGUUGCAGUUGCUGGAACCAACUCAAAGGACAUAAAAGCUGUUCUUAGGUCUCGUUCAGACAUACCAGCAUGCAUAGCCAUUGGUAGGAUUUUAUCUGAAAGAGCAAGAGAAGCUGAUGUUUACACUGCUUCUUAUACUCCAAGGGAUAGGGACAAGUUUGAAGGGAAAAUCAGAGCUGUUGUUCAAUCACUUAUUGAUAAUGGGAUUGAUGUCAAGGUUUAUCUUGAUUGAUCAUGUUUAUUUAGCUUUGGUUGAUAAUUGAAACAUCGUUAUUUGAAUUACAUAUUUGGUAAUUGAAUUAGAUGAAUCUGUGUUAUAUUGUGGUAAUUGUAGUUAACUAGUUUCUCACCCCGUGCACUCUACGGAUCACUAACAUUGGGAAUAAAUUUGUUGUUUAACUUUUA
This is a messenger RNA of Cajanus cajan (pigeon pea), 969 nucleotides long. RefSeq names its product Ribosomal L18p/L5e family protein. Lineage: Eukaryota; Viridiplantae; Streptophyta; Magnoliopsida; Fabales; Fabaceae. Gene Ontology annotation, molecular function: 5S rRNA binding; structural constituent of ribosome. Gene Ontology annotation, cellular component: ribosome. Gene Ontology annotation, biological process: translation. The record is from RefSeq and is a predicted model, not a curated record.